Micropterus salmoides (largemouth bass) is the source of this 7057-nucleotide messenger RNA. Its product is annotated as E3 ubiquitin-protein ligase SH3RF3-like. The record is from RefSeq and is a predicted model, not a curated record. Bases 291 to 2786 code for a protein of 831 amino acids. Gene Ontology annotation, molecular function: metal ion binding; protein binding. Lineage: Eukaryota; Metazoa; Chordata; Actinopteri; Centrarchiformes; Centrarchidae. The transcript is spliced from 10 exons.
GAGAGCGUGACCUCACCGCUUUCUGCACAGCUGCUGGAGAGCGAGAGAGGGGAGGACAGAGACAGAGAGAGAGCGAGAAACACAAACACGUUGAGGGAGACAGAGAGAGGUACUGAACAGCGGAGAACACCGACAACACAGGGGCACACUGCUCAGCGCGCGGGGACUCUGGUGGGGCGUCCGUUGGCUGUUUCCCGCCGGUCUGCCUCCCAGAAUGUUCUGUGCCCCCGGUUCAUUUCUACGGUACACGAACCAGUCGCCGCGGCGUCCCCACGGACACUGAAGCCCAGAUGCUCACCCUCUCCGCCGACAUGGACGAGUCUUCGUCGCUUCUGGAUCUGCUGGAGUGCUCGGUGUGCCUGGAGCGCCUGGACACCACGGCCAAGGUGCUGCCGUGCCAGCACACCUUCUGCCGCCGCUGCCUGGAAAACAUUGUCAGCUCCCGGAACGAGCUGCGCUGUCCGGAGUGCCGCAUCCUUGUGGACUGCGGGGUGGACGACCUGCCGGCUAACAUCCUUCUGGUUCGCCUUCUGGACGGUAUCAAGCAGCGGCCCCAGCGAGGGAGCGGAGGAGGAGUAGGAGCAGGCGGGAGGCAGUCCCUGGCCGGGGGCUCGCUGCAGGGGUACGCAGCCGGGAUAUCCGCUUCUCCCCCAGGCAGUGCGAUCAGAGAGCUGCCCGUAGCCAUCAGGAGCUCCCCUGUUAAGAAUAUCCCAGCGUUGCCUUGCGGAAAAGCCCUCUACUCCUACGAAGGAAAAGAACCAGGCGAUCUCCAAUUUUCCAAGGGUGACAUCAUCAUCCUGCGACGCAAGGUGGAUGACAACUGGUACCACGGCGAGCUUAACGGUUGCCAUGGUUUUUUGCCCGCUAGUUACAUCCAGUUGCUGCGUCCCCUGAGCCAAACUCCACCCCAGGGCAAAGCACUGUACGACUUUGAGGUCAAAGAUAAAGACCAGGAUAAAGACUGUCUGGCCUUCAGCAAGGAUGAGGUACUGACAGUUAUCAGGCGAGUGGACGAUAACUGGGCAGAAGGCAUGCUGGGAGACAAGAUUGGCAUCUUUCCCAUUCUCUAUGUGGAGUUAAAUGAAACAGCCAAGCAGUUGAUGGAGAUCGACAAGCCCACCCCUACUAACGUUCCAGGUCCCAGCUCUGAGCCAGCCCCGUUGGGCCCCUGCACUCCUGGCCCCUCCCCCACCGCAUCCCCGUCCAAUGGAAAUGGCUCUGGCCAUCGGAGAGGCGAAGGGAAGAAAAACGCCAAGAAGAGGCAUUCGUUCUCAGCGCUGUCUGUCAGCCAGAGGGCAGCCCAGCUUAACAACAGACACAGUAUGGAGAUCUCCCACCCCGUCCUCAUCAGCUCCUCUGACCCCAGGGCCGCUGCACGCAUCCAGGAUGUAUCCCAGCCGGGUCCCUCUCCUUCCUCAGCGGGGGUGCUGGUGCCCCCCAAAGUGGCAUCCAUAACCUCUGAGCUGCUGGCCCAUGCCAAGGUGCAGCUGCCACUCAACAUAUAUCUGGCUCUAUACGCAUACAAGCCCCAGAAGGCUGAUGAGCUUGAACUUAGGAAAGGGGAGAUGUACCGGGUGACAGAGAAGUGUCAGGACGGAUGGUUCAAGGGCACCUCACUGAGAACCGCUGCCUCCGGUGUCUUCCCAGGAAACUAUGUCACCCCCGUGUCCAGGGCUCCAUUUGGAGUUGGUGCUUCUCGGGGCUCGUGUUUGUCCAGUCCAGUUGGUGGAGGAGGUGGAGGGGGGAGUAAAAUCUCCGACCCUUCGUCCCCGGGGUCCUCGGGACCCUCUUCAUCCCGUCCCUCCACCCCACUGGUAAACUCAGUCAACUCUGUUAACAGUGUCAGUCCCGCCUCCUCGCCGCAAACUGCUGCCGCCCAGCUGAAGAACUGCCUGCGCUCUAGUCAGCAUACGGUUAACCAGGCACGCACCUCAAUGCAGCUGGUCCACAGUCCUCCUGCUGGAAGCCCAGAGCGUCCCACAGUGGCCAUCUCCCCGCUGCGUCCUCAGAGUUCCUCCCCUUCACGCUGCCCCGGCCAAUCGGGUCGUCCUCUCUCCAUGGUGUCUCCAGGACCCAGCUUAGGACCCUCACCCCUCUCUUCCCCCGCCUCGCGGCCCCUCCUCCCCCUCUCCUCCCCUCUCUCCUGUCUCACGCCUCCUAACGUGUCAGCGGUGCUCCUCAACGGGGAGCCAGUCAGUCCCCUCCAGCCGCCAUUGCCGGGCCCCUCCCACACCCAGGGUGCCAUCACGCCCAAAGCAGAGAAGAAGGAGAGGAAAGCAGGAGGCUUAUUAAAGCUCUUGUCGGGGGCGGCAGCCAAGAAGAAACCUCGCUCACCUCCCUCCUCCCCGCCCACCCACGACCCCUCAUUGGCCGACCCUGCCCACCAUCCCCACCACCAUCACCACCACGCCCGCUCAGGUUCCUGUCCGAUGGCCUCACAGGGCCGAGCCGGCUCCUGUCCAAUCGAGAGUGAUAUGGCGGGGGCCAUGGGGAUGGAGCCUCUGCACAGGAAGUCUGGUUCGCUGGACACAAACUUCCCCAAGUCUCCCCCGGCACCACGUGCCGGCAACGCUUUGAUGGUCCUUCGGCCUGAACCCAAGCCCCUGUCCAGAGAGAGGUAUCGUGUGGUGGUGCCCUACCCGCCCCAGAGCGAGGCGGAGAUCGAGCUGCGGGAGGGGGACGUGGUGUUCGUCCAUAAGAAGAGGGAAGACGGCUGGUACAAAGGCACCCUGCAGAGGACGGGGCAGACAGGCCUGUUUCCCAGCAGCUUCGUCGAGAGCUUCUGAACUGCAAAAGUGGACAAGAGAACUCACACUGUUCCUGUUUCUGAGUCACCAAACACACACACACAAGCUUCACAACCACAAACAUACACAAAGGGUAGACCGACAUGGGUAUCACAGAAUUACACUUUUGGAUGAAGACAGACACCGACCUGCAAAAAUGUUGCUUUAAUAAGCUGCUUUCCCUAACAAGUAAUAUUUCAAUGGAGAUUUUUAGUUUCACAUGAUGAAAAAAUAAUUAAUUUUUCCCCAGAAAAAUCUGUCAACAAACACUGGAAUAUUAGGUAUGAAAACAUUUAAAUUAAAAUCUACUGAAACCCAUAUCGGUCCAACUAAUUCGCACACAUACGAACAGGAAAGCCAGCCCCGCCUUCGACCAGCCACACAGGAAGCAGGGCAGCUUUUCCCAUCCUUCGCCCGGGGACAGCGCUGGGCCAGAGGGGCUUCAUGAGACUCGUUGUCCGCGCACGUGAUGUUGACUACUGAAGGCACACAGACUCAAAGAGCACAGAAAGACAAACCCUGCCUCCCAGUUCUCCUCCUUCACAUCAUCCACCAGCAAACACUAGCACAAGAAGCAUUAGCUCUGCUUUCCACUGAGACCUCAGAACUUGAAUUCGGGUGCUUUCAUUGUUUGAAAAGUGAAGAUCUGUCGCCAGGCGAUGAGGGAAGUGUGUGAGCCGACACACAGGGAUCACUGUAAGCACAUCUCCGUGUCUAGUUUGUGACAACAAGCACAUGUGUUUUUUAUCGACCCAAUAUGUUAAUAACAAUGCAUGUAGCAUUAUUACGUUUUAUUUUUAAAAUAUGUUGAAAUAGAUGUUUGUGUUGUCCCAAACAAGUCAUGCUGUGAUGAUCUGUCACAGGAGUUUUUAUUUAAAAACAAAAGGUACAAAAAGCAAAAUUAAUUAGGCGAUUCAUUUUUCUAUUUAUAUAUCUUAAUAAAUUAAAAAAGACAUUUUUUAUUUAAACAAGUCCUUCAUAGACCCUCCACAGCCUGUCUGAUCUGAUUAAACCAGCUUGCUGAAUGUAGGAAAUAACUUAAAGUUACGUCGUUUUUUGAUCUUCUGUGUGGGAUUAUAGAGACAAAGAAUGCAGUUGGUAAUAUUUGAUACAACCUGCCACUAUAUCUACAUUUACAGUAUUUUACACUCCUUUAUUAUUUAUUUGACAAAAGGGAUUUCCCUUGCUGCUUGUCACAGCCUUCUGUUUUAAGAGCAAAUGUUUUUUCUUCUUUAAGAAGGCACAAACUUCUUUGGUAGACAAAAUAAUAACAACAUCUUAUUUUUCAUUCUGUCACAAAGAUUGCUAACAGUAAUUCCUCUUCCUCAGCCUUUUUUUGAGAUACUGUUGAGUUUUUUGUCUGACUGCAGCAAUAUCGUGAAACCAAAAGCGUGCAGAUCUGAUGCUCGGGGAAGAAUGUACAGCCGAGAAGGGGGGAAAGCACCUGAAGUCAGAAGGCAGGGACACAAGUUUUUCAUCACACAACUGCCAACCUUUGACAACCGCUUCUCCUCUGCUCUUUAACGAGUAUUUUUGUACGGCUUCAGUAAGUGCAAAGUCAGUCUGCUUCGUGAAUCUCUGCGUCCUGAGUGUGGAUCCAGGCUUGUGUAGUUUACAUCCAGCCACAACCAUCUACCUUUUUCCCCUUGUUUCUGGAGAAAGAAGCACAGCAAAACUCAGAGCUCGACUCGCUCACUGUGUCUGUGUGUGUGAGUGUGUAUCUGGGUCUGACUUAUGCUACCUCCGGGGACACAUUUCAGACUAAAGACCAGUUGAUAGGGGCAGCUUGUCCAAUUGGGAAAAGGCUGAUUUCCCGGCUAGUGGUCAAGGUUAGGGUUAGGCAAAUAGGGGUUAGGGUUAGUCUCCAGGAAAUGAAUGUAAGUCAAUAUAACGUGUGUGUCUGUGUGUGUGCGUGUGUCAGAGAGUGAGAGGUCAGCAGGAUUUUAAUAUGCCAUGCAUCACUGAAAGAACAAGUCAAAGGGCAUGAAUGGUCUUCCACACCUGCUGUUUUGGGCCAGAAUGAAGCACAAACAACUACUGUCCAUGUGCAACACAGGGGAGGCUCACUCAUUGGCUGGGCACACAAAUGUUUAAUUGGGUUGUCACCAGCUGAGAGUCACAGGUUAGCCACAGGCAAGCCUCCUUGGUGAACUGCAUUCAUGUCUUAUGGGAAAGUUAAUAAACACAAAACUCUAUAUAGAAAAUAUUUCUUCAGAAAAAAAUCUGCAGUAAAUCAAAAAAUUUCAAAAAACAUCUUGAGGUUUUUUGUUGUGGUUGUUGUUUUGCAUUGCAGUAGCUUCCCAGAGUCAACAAAACGCUGCAGCAUCAGUUUAAAAACGUUUGUCAUUUCUUAUUCCCAUGCAAUGUGACUGCAGAAUAAACAGCCAGAUGUGAGACUUUGCAACAAGCUCUCUACGGACAGAAAACAAGCACAAGACAGAUUUGUUACAAAGAAUCAGACUCUAAAUAGCUGUUUUCUCAAACUCCCCGCUUCACCCCAGAUUAAUACUAAAGUUGUUUUGUUUUAAAAACAUUUUUCACAUUCACCUUGACGUUGAAGUAGCGGUGACUUGUCAUUGAGCAGACCAAAGCACAAGCAAUUUAUAUUUGUGAAGUGCUUUCUUUUUCUCUCCCUCACCUUUAGAUUGUGGGGGAGAAGAACUCGACCCAAAUCCCUUAAACUGUGAAUAAAAGUGAACAUUAUUUCAGAGAUUCAGCAUGGUCUGCAAUCAUCCUCUGGCUGUUGGCAGUGCAGUAUGGGUAAUCCUGUGAAACCAAAAACGGUCUGCAAUUUAGAUAAAGAUUUCCUUCUUUUUUUUUCCCCCAGCAUGUCACAGCUCAACUGGAGACUAUAAGUCACAUACUCACACACAUUAGACUAGACAUAUAUCACUUUUCAGUUGGAAUCAUGAAUCUGUUGGUGUGAUUCUUUACAUAUUUUGUGUUUAACUUUGUUAUUCAGUCCUAUUUAAAUUGUACUAGACCAUGAUAUUUGUGCAGCUUUUAAUUUAAUGUGUUUUAGUUUAGCCAAGUAAAACUGCCAGUUUAUUUUCCAUGAAAAGGCUGCGUCAUUAAUUUAGGCAGGUGAUAUUAGUUAUUGGAAGCUUCAAUCCAAAAAUAUCUGCACUGGCCUUCAAAUCCUGUCAGUCAAUCCCUGGUGCCUACAAAUGCCAUCACACACACACACACACACACACACCAAGUAUUUCCAUCAGGCAUAAAUCAGUCUUUGUCUCUUCCUUACCUUCUUAUUGGUACGAUGAGCCUGCUGUUUGUUUUUCUGUUCUGUUUGAUUCAGUUGACAAAAACCAGCAGAUCCCGAACAGCCCUGCACAAUCCCUUGAGCGACAACUCCCUUAUUGUGUUUAUUACGCCGCUGUACGGAGGACUCUACAAAAGCACAAGUCCUCAGUUGUGUCUGAAGAUCAACAGAUGCCAUUAUUUUUUCUUAUUAUUUCUCAUGAGCUUGAUGUUGUUAGGAGGAGAAGAGUUUACAACAGUCAAAGCGUCAGGAGUAAAAACCACUGCACAGUGGUCACUUUACAUAAAAUAUCUUGAAUAUCCUGGUUUCACAAACGCUUUUAAUGCCGCUUGGGUUUUUUUUUGUUUGUUUGUUUUUUACAACAGGCAGGCUUGUCUUUUUUCACCUCAGCUUACGGGUUAUAAAUUCCACCUGGGAACUUGAGGUGACAGCUUGGAAAAUGUGAACAAGUCAUCAGCAGCUGUGGUAAUUCCCAUUGGACAUGAACACAACAUAAAACGCACUAUCCAAUUUUUCAUUAAACUUGAAAUCAAAUCAUUGUCCACUCCCUUGUUUUGUUCUUCCAGGAAGCCUGAGCCCUCGCCCUGCCAUCUUGAAUUAGAUGUUGGCCAUAUUUGUUCCUAUGGAUACUUGUGUGUUUGAGUGUGUGUGUGUGUGUGUUGGGGGGGGGGGGCCUCUAUGUAGCUCUUUCCAUAAAAAAGGAACUUUUUGAAAAGGUUUGGUGCUGCGUGAACACUCAUGCCUCAUCAGGACUGAGUCGGGCUCAAUGCAGCGGUACAGCAAGGGGAACAGGAAGAAGAAAAAAAUAAAGUAUAUAUAUAAUUCUAUAUUGUGCAGAAUAUUUAUAGGCCCUUUGUGCCAUUGAAGUCAUGCUCUGCGCUGGCCAUGCCCAGCGCUCUCUACCAUGUGAUCAUUAUACAUCGUCUUGUACUGAUGACCCGUGGCUGAUUUGAUUGUUUUUUCAUGUCAAGUGCAUUUUUCGCAAUAAAUGCCUUUGUUUUAAAACGGA